Messenger RNA from Neopelma chrysocephalum (saffron-crested tyrant-manakin), 312 nucleotides. RefSeq names its product histone-lysine N-methyltransferase EHMT2-like. The annotation marks the transcript as partial. The record is from RefSeq and is a predicted model, not a curated record. Lineage: Eukaryota; Metazoa; Chordata; Aves; Passeriformes; Pipridae. The transcript is spliced from 3 exons.
UGCCCGGGGCCGCCCCCGUGGGCCCCCCCAGCGAAUACACCGAGGUGCCCCUGGGCUGUCUCCAGAUCCCGGGGGGCGGGGCCUUGUCCCCCCAGCCCACAGGGCCCCCCGAGGCCGAGCGCUUCGAGGAGCUGCCGCUCUGCUCCUGUCGCAUGGAGGCCCCCAAGGUCGAGAGGGGGGGGGGACGGACGGGGGCUCUGCAUGGCCACCGAGAGCGUGGACGGACAGCUGAGUGGCUGUGGCAGUGCCAUCUUGAAGCGGGAGACGAUGCUCAGCCCCCUGAUUUCAGGGCUCUUUCCCCCCAAUUUCAGG